AUGGCAGUCGCUCCGGUGCCCCCGCAGCCGCUGCACUUUGUGAAUUACAGGGUAGAAAAGUACCUGCGCACGUGCGACCCGGAGCCGCCGGUGCAGCUGCGCCGCUGGCUGCUGGCGGACAGCCACGGGCGGUGGCACCUGGCGGUGGACACAAUCAAGUGGGAUGCCGCCAAGCACGAGUACGCAUAUGCAGCGCAGUAUGCCGCGGGCCUGCGGCCGGCGGGCGUGCAGCCCAAGCGAGGCAGGCCCCGCAUCCACCCCCCGAAGCAGCCCAAGAAGCCGCGGCAGCCCAAGGCGCAGCCGGCGGGCGGCGCCGGCGCCGCGGCGGCAGCCCCGGCUGCUCCGGCGGAGCUCACCCCUCCUCCUGCCGCCGCCACAGAUGCCUGGGCUCUCGGCGAGCUGGCUCUGCUGCCGGCGCCGGCGCUGGGCACCGGCGACGUCGGCGAGGACGCCCCCGCCGCGGGCACCUCUGGCAAGCGGCGGGCGCGGCGGCCCAAGCUGGCGGAGUCGACCUUCAUCGAGAGCGAGGAGCGGCGGCAGCAGGUGUACGACCUGCGGCUGGAAGCGGUGAUGGCUGAGCUGGCGCUCCUCAAGGCGCAGUGCGGCGUGGGCUACACGCUGACGCUGGUGGUGCCGGAGAGGGGGGUGGAGGUGGUGACGUCGGCCACCGUCAACGUGCAGGCGGUGAAGGUGGUGCGGCGCAAGCGUGCGGUGGAGAAGCCGGAUGAUGAGCUGGCGCCCGGUGGCGCGGACAGCAGCGCGGCUGCAGCUGCUGCUGCGGCGGCGGCUGCAGACGAGGAGCAGAAGGAGCGGCUGGAGGAGCAGGUGGCGGCUGCGGCUCUGGCUGGGGCCGCGGCGGCGGCCCACCGCAGGGUGGGCAAGGCAGACAAGGCUGCAGCCGCGUCGGCUGCGGCGGCGUCGGCGCCAGCGUCCCUGGAGCAGCAGCAGCAGCUGCAGCUGUUCCAGCAGCACUUUGUGGCGGCACAGCAGCAGUACAUGGCCGCCGCGCAGGCCAUGACCGAGCAGGGCAACCCGCCCAGCCUGCAGCUGAUGCAAGAGUGGCAGGUGGCGGCGGCGCAGUCGGCGGCGGCGGCAGUGGCCGCGGCCGCGGCGCAGCCGGGCUCGGCGGGCGAGGGCGUCGGCAAGGGGAAGAAGCGGCGGGGACGCCCGUUUGCGUCAGCUGAGAAGGCGGCCCAGGGGGCGGCGCCAGCCAAGCGCAUGAAGGCCGCCAACGGGCGCGCCGCUUCCCCGCUGGAGCAGCUAGUGAUCGACCCAGACAUCAAGCAGAUAGCGAGGCACCUCAAGAACAAUGAAGAGCCUUACAUGCCGGGCCUGUGGCGGCGGCAGCCCUUUGAGGAGACUGCGCUGGAGGAGGUUGCCGGCUUUGUGGUGGCAGAGGACUGUGGGGAGGAGGUGGAUGUGGCGGCGCUGCCAGCCAAGCUGGCCAGCAGCCUGGAGCCGGGGCCGGAAGGCGCGGUGGGCGACGGCAGCGACGAGCUGCUUGUGCUGGGCGAGGUGCCCCAGGGGCUGGCGUCGGGGGAGGUGGAUGUGCGGCCGGUGUGGGGCAUCGACAGAUUCACCCGCAAGAACAUCUGGGAGGUGCUGGCGCGGUGCAGCGAGCUGGGGGCGCCCAACACCGAUCAGCUGGACGAGGCGCGCACCCGCUUCAUAGACAACCACCUGCUGCCCGCCCUCAACCGCCGCGGCGCAGGCGGCUGGUGGGUGGAGUUCAUGAACGGCUGCGCCCUGGUGCUGCCCAAGAAGGGACGGCCGGUUGGUGACCCCCAGAAGAACACAGCGGCAGAGUCGCUGACGGAUGAGGAGGUCAUGGCCUGCUUCCACUGGUGGCUCAGCCAGGGCGACAUCGCCUCCACGCGCGACUGGGCCGCCAACCUGGCGUGCCUGAAGGGCAUCGGCCGCAGCGACGACACGCUGCCUGUUUACCUGGCAGACCUUGCGGCGCCUCGGCCGCAAAAGGUCAUUGGCGAGGCCGACUGCCUGGUGCACCGCACCGUCCUGCGGGGCGGCAAGCGCACCGCAGCAGGCGAGGUGCAGUGGUACGACUGGAUCCCUGCCAGUGAGCCUGAGUUGUGCCCGGUGACGGCGGAGGCGGCGUACCUGGCCCUGAGAUUCGAGAUCCAGCAGCAGCCCGUCCCCGACAUCAGUACCAAGGACGGCCUGCUGGAGUUUUGGUCCAUGCCGCUAUACCACGGUGCCAACUUCACCGCCGCCCUGCACUACGAGGCGCACGCGGCCGCCGUCACCAAGCUGGUGGCGGCGCACCAGCCAGUGCCCAAGUCCGCAGCCAACCUGGCCAUCCGCCUGCAGGCCUUGCGCAUCACUCUGAUUCAGAGCGCUCUGGUGCUGGCCCCGCGCUACCCAGAGCACCCAGUGUUUGCGUGGCUCAUGCAGAAGCCACGCUUCAAGGCGUUGCUGAACGAGUUCUCGCUGAAGCAAAUGAAGGGGGUGUACGCGGCGCAGCGCACGCCCAGCCAGGACGACAAGCUUGACAGAAUCUCCAAGGGGCUGGGAGCGCAGACUCGCGCCAUGCUAGCCAGCCUGACCGGCGGCCAGCUCCCCGCUGAGGUGGGGAAGAGCCUGCAAGCCACCGCAACAGUGUUGUGCGAGGACCGGCUGCCCGAUGAUGAGGUGAUGCGGCAGCGCGCUGCCCGGCUCGGCGCGUGGCAGGCUGCAGCGCGCCGCGGCAUAGCAGCGGCGCAACGCGGCGACGCCUGGGCGGAUGUCCAGCAACUGGACCGGGAGGAGCAGACGGCUAGCGAGGUGGACCUGGACCAGCUUGCCCUGGUUGCCCUCAGCAUGGAGGAGGCCCAGCGGCAGGAGCAGCAGGAGGCCGCCGGCACAGCAGCAGGAUGCACGCCCGCACCGGCGGCAGGGGCGGCAGCGGUCAUGCCCACGCCAGCAGCGGCGGCAGGCAUGACGCCGGUGGCGGCAGCAGCGGCUGUGCUCAUGCCCACGCCAGCAGCGGCGGCAGGCAUGACGCCGGUGGCGGCAGCAGCGGCUGUGCUCAUGCCCACGCCCGCAGCGGCGGCAGGCAUGACGCCGGUGGAGGCAGCAGCGGCAGCAGCAGUGGCAGUGGCAGAUCAGCCAGGCGACAACACGGUUGAAGUGCCCGUCGCGUUGCUGCAGCAGCUGAUGGCGCAGCAGCAAAGCCUGCAGCGACAGCUGUUGUUGCUGACGGCAGAGGUGUGCGUGAGCGGCCCCCCCGCCUUGCACCGCGCCGCGGCGGCAGCGCAGCAGGACGACAGCGUGAGCCUGAGCGCAGGCAGCAAGGGCGUGUUCACACUCGGGUACGCCACCUCUGCCAGUUCUGGCACAGGCACAAUGGCACGAGCACGCAGCGCAGCGGGCUACGCAACUGCGGCAGCGGCACCUGCGGCAGCGGCAAGCGCCUCAGCAAGGGGCUCGUUUGUCAGCAGGUGGGCUGGCCUCGACUGCAACCUGCCCCGCAACGGCCUGAGCUUGGUGCCGAGCGCCACAUGGGCCGCCACCCUGUACUAUGAGGGCCACAACGGCUACCCGGCGUGGAAGGACAGGGAGGAAGAGCAGGAGCAGGCCAGCCAGCGCGGCGAGCUGGGCCCGCAACAGUCAUGGCGGUCAGGCCGACGCAGGACCUGGCACCAGUUUGUGAGGGCGAUGCAGCUAGUGGAGGAGGUGGCGAAGAGGGAGCAGUGCACCCCCAUCCAGGCGGCCAAGCUGGUGGACCAGUGCCUGGAGGCACGGCAGGUGGGCAAGGCAAGGAAGAAGAGCUUUGCUUGCCUGGGCCGCUCAGACAAGGCAGAAUCGGUGCGUCAAAUGCUUGGCCUGCCGGCCAAGCCGGAGAGCAGCUGA
Chlorella variabilis is the source of this 3849-nucleotide messenger RNA. Its product is annotated as expressed protein. The transcript has 20 exons. Bases 1 to 3849 code for a protein of 1282 amino acids. The record is from RefSeq and is a predicted model, not a curated record. Lineage: Eukaryota; Viridiplantae; Chlorophyta; Trebouxiophyceae; Chlorellales; Chlorellaceae. Gene Ontology annotation, molecular function: DNA binding.